This is a messenger RNA of Portunus trituberculatus (swimming crab), 5376 nucleotides long. RefSeq names its product cyclin-L1-like. The coding region runs from base 287 to 1825 and encodes 512 amino acids. Gene Ontology annotation, biological process: regulation of transcription by RNA polymerase II. The transcript is spliced from 9 exons. Gene Ontology annotation, molecular function: cyclin-dependent protein serine/threonine kinase regulator activity. Gene Ontology annotation, cellular component: nucleus. Lineage: Eukaryota; Metazoa; Arthropoda; Malacostraca; Decapoda; Portunidae. The record is from RefSeq and is a predicted model, not a curated record.
AAAAUGUGUUACUGCCCCCAGAGAAGCUGUCCCCGAGUCCUUCCCAGCAGGAUGGCCUCGACCCGGAGAUAGAAAUGGACCUCAGGAUUUUAGGAUGCGAGUUAAUCCAGACUGGAGGAAUCCUACUCAGGCUGCCCCAGAAUGACACUGCAGGUAUGUUCUGUAUUACUCCUGUGAGAGCGAAGGGGACACGUACGUGCUGCCACCUGGUGACAACCACUAGUUCUGAAAACUCCUCAUUACGAACUUGGCUAAUUCAUAUCUUAGCAUUCAAGUGAAGGUUGCCAUGGCUGCCGGGCAGGUGUUGUUCCAGAGAUUCUACUACGCCAAGUCGAUGGUGCGGUACCCUAUGGAGACGACUGCCAUGGCUUGCAUCGCUCUCGCCUCCAAGAUUGAAGAGGCGCCACGCAAGAUCAGAGAUGUUAUUAAUGUCUUCAAUCACAUCCGACAAGUCAAGAACGGAAAAACCAUCCAGCCAGUUAUUCUGGACGGCAACUACAUAGCACUGAAGAACCAGGUGAUCAAAGCAGAGAGGAGGUUGCUGAAAGAGUUAGGCUUCUGCUGUCACGUCAAACACCCACAUAAGAUCAUUAUCAUGUACCUGCGUCUCCUCGAGGCCGACGACAACAGGUGGCUGGCCAUGUCCUCUUGGAACUACAUGAACGACGCGUUGCGCACUGACGUCUUCCUGCGCUACAGCCCCGAGACCAUUGCCUGCGCCUGCAUCUGGCUGGCCGCCCGCCUGCGCAAGGUGCCACUGCCGGAGAGCCCGCCCUGGUACCUGGUGCUGCGGGUGAAGCAGGACCACAUCGAGGACGUCGCCGCCUCCAUCCUGAGGCUCUACACCAGGAAAAAGGUGAAGCUGGAGGCACUUGAGGCGCGGGUGGAGGAGAUACGGAAGGAGCAGCAAGAGGCACGACUACGCAGCAAGGUGGUGGCCUCCAUCGUGACGCCUCAGACCAACACCGCCUUCAGCCCCGCCUCCCGCGCCAACACACCCAACAAGGCCACCUCACCACCUCACAAACGCUCAUCGUCGCCUGAGAGCCCCACCCCGUCCCUCCCUCGUCCCUGUAGGAACUCCGGCAGGAAGCGUAGCGGCAGCAGCGGCAGCCGGUCGAGGAGUGCCAGCCGCAGCCACAGCCACUCGCCGCAGCAGCACAGAAGGUCACGCAAGAAGCAGCGCCGAGACUCCAGGUCAUCUCGGUCACACUCCAGGUCGCCACGUUCUCGUUCCCGGUCUCGCUCCAGGUCACGGUCAAGGGACAAGCACCGCGGCAGCAACAAGAACAAGUAUUCACGCACCCCAUCGCCCGCCGUCACUCCACCGCCACGCUUCACCAAGAACAAGGAGAAGGGUCUCAUCGUGCGGUCCAGGUCGCGGUCACACUCCCGCUCACCACAGAGAAACUACGACAAGUAUGAGCGCUACGACAAGUACGACAAGGUGGACCGCUACCCCCCGAAGAGCAGCAGUGGUGGUGGUGGUGGCGGUGGCGGUGGUGGUGGUGGUGGUGGGGACCGCUACGACAAGAAUGACCGUUACAUCAGGGAGGAGAAGCCCGGCAGUGGUGGCAGUGGUAACAAGUACGACAACUCCAGCAAGGACAAGGGUGACAAGUACACCAACAAGUACAACAGCACGUCGUCAUCCGCCGCCGCCGCUGCUGCAGUGGUGGCGUCCAAGUUUGACCGUUACGACGCGGAGAAGAAGAAGUAUGAGCGCGACGACAACAAGAAGUAUUACGACAACGGCUUCGGCAAACCACACAAGGCAAAGAAGAACGGCCGCCACAGGUCUCGCUCCAGGGACCGGCGGCGGUAGGGAGCUCCCACCACCCCCACCCAUACCACCGCCGCCACUGCUGCUGCCGCCACCGCCAACACAACCCCAGGGACUCGGUAACCCCCAGAGGACUCACCUCUUUUCCUCGGCCUAACUAUUAAGUCUUUUUGGAACUCUAUUUUAGUGACAGUUUCUUUUUUUAUUACAAGACUAUUUGUAUAUUGAUGUAAAUAUAUAUAUAGAAAGAGAUUAUAUAUAUAUGAAUAUAUAUAUCCAUACACACACACAUUCAUAUAUUGUUGUCAUCAGUUCCUUGCCAAUCAGUUCAGAGUGUCUGUGUGUCUGUGUGUCGUGGCCCAUCGCCGCACACUGCCAGACAUACAGAGUGCUUGCAGCCUUCACCAAACUACUGAGGCAGAUUUGCAGUAUUUUUUUAAUGGUGACGACUGGUGUUGAUCCGGUCCCCCGCCGUGGUGAGGUGUGGUGGCGGAGGGACACAGCCAUAACCCAUAGUGCAAAAGUAGACUAAGUGCUGGAGUGUAUAAUUAUCGCUAGGAUGGACGGACAGUCACGGUGGCCGGAGGAAGUGGAGAGUAGGAGCUUGGCCUGUGGGAAACUAACUGUCGCCUCACGUUCAUUAACUCCACACUGACGGUUUACAAGUUUACGACGAACCUGUCUGAUAUUUUUGUACCCCCGUUUCGAGUUACCACUUCAUUCAUAUCAUCCUCUCAUUGCCAGAUCGAGAAGUAGGUAUUUUCUUGUUCAGCGGUCAGUGGGCCCCUAGACGUCACUCAGGAGCCUCGUACAGAUGCCAAACAUGAUCUCUAGGUAGUAUUAACCUGCACAGUCACUUAUCAAGGACUGGAGGUGGCGUGUGGUGUGUGGUGUGUGGAGGUGCAGUGUGGCAACCUAUGAGUGAGUGAAAGGAUGCAAGGGUGAACUGAUUGGGAUAGAAGUGAUGGAUGGAUUGCAGUGACACUAUAGUUUGUCUACUCUAAAGUGGCUCAGGUCUCAGUUUGAAUGGUGUCCCAGGGAAGGUGUGGUUGUCAGAUCUCAAGGAAAACUGAGCUGUCUGUAAUAAGUGCAUUGAUCAACAGAAUGUCAGAUCUUAAGGAAAACUGAGCUGUCCUUGUAAUAAGUGCAUUGAUCAACAGAAGACAAAUAUUAUUCACAUCAGUUACAUUAUCAAUAAGCUACAAUGUUUUAAAUCCAGGAGCCAUUUUAGAGACAGACUAUAACAGAACAAUAGAGUGUGUGAAGGAAGACCAGAUGGAGUUAGAAGGAAGUAAAAAAGAAAACUGGAGAAAGUAAGAUAAUGGUAACUAAAAUAGUGUUGAAAGGGGUUUGUGUUGAAUCUCUGGGUGUGUGUGUGUGUGUGUGUGUGAAGCCAGCGUGGUCACAGAGGAAAAGGGUGAAGUAAGGUGUGUGUGUGUAUGCCUAUGUGUGUGUGUGUGAGUGUGUGGCUAAUUCAGGGUUUUAGAGUCACAGGGGCUUUAGGAACAAGGAUUUCUCUCCAGUGGUGUUGCUUGUACCCUGAAACAGAGAUUAGGGUGUGUUUCUUGACCUGGCCCUGUUUUGUGGUUCAGGGAGAUGCUGGAUACUUAAAGGGAUGUUUUAGGGAAAAGAUGACCCUGUUUUUUUGCAUAAUUUGGGGACUUACUGUGCUUUGAGAAGACAGAAAGUGAAGUUCAGGGAUAAAGUGGCUCUGGUUUGCAUAAUUUAGGGCACCAGAAUGUGAAAGUUUGAAGUUAUUUGUUGAAGGAAUUAAGGUUUAUUGCAUAACUCACCAGGCAAGACGGUGGAAUGUUGAGUUUGUAGGGAAGAAAUUAUUGUGUUUUGCAUCGUUUGUGGCAGAAGAAAGUGAUAACUUAUGUUUUUGAGGAAGAAAUGAUUGUUGUUGUAUAGUUUGUUGAAGAAAGUAUUAAUUUAAGUUCUUGGAGGAGAAAUGUUUUGUUUUUGCAGAGUUUGUGGCUAAAGUAAGUGAGAAUUUAAGUUUUUUGUAGAAGAAUUCACCGUUUUUAGGGUUGGUAACAAAAGAAAGGGAGAAUUUAAGUUUUUAGGGAAGUUGUCAUUUUUGUAUAAAGAAAGUGAUAAUUUAAGUUUCUAGGGAAGAAAUCGUCGUUUUUGCAUAAAAAAGUGAUAAUUCAAGGUCUUUAGGGAAGAAAUGCAUGUGUUUUUGCAUAAAGAAAGUAAUAAUUUAAGUUUGUAGGGAAGAAAUCGUCGUUUUUCCAUAAAGAAAAUGAUAAUUCAAAGUCUCUAGGGAAGAAAUCUGUGUUUUUGCAUAAUUCAGAGUUACUAUACCCUGUAGAAGAUGACAUUUCCAGUUUUAGAGAAGAAAUUAACCUUUUCCAUGCCCCCAAAAAUUAAAUUGUUAAUGGAAGAAAAGAGCCUGUUUUGCAUCAUUGAGGGAAGCAGAAAGCCCUAAAACUGGAUAUUUGAAGUGCCCUGUUUUUUUAGCAUUUACGGACUGUAUGUGUCCUGAAGUAAGGGACAUUUAGGGGUGAGGGUCAGAAGUUAUGGAUCAUUCUUGCCUUUGUUGGAUUUUCAGGGAAGUGGGAAGUUUGGACAAUGUUUUGUUUAUCCCUGAGAGACAGAGAUGAGCAUUUAGGGAAAGAUUGAGAAAAGAUAGAUAGUAGUCAUUUAGAGAUUCGGGAAAGUGAGAAGCCCUGUUUUUUUUGUGCAUUUCAGGGACAUGCCCAAAAAUAGAGAUGGAAAUUUAAGAGUGAUUUUAUGGACAGCAGAUGGACCCCUUACUUGUUUUGCCUGAGAAAGAUAGAUACCUGACACUUAUAGUUUCAGGGAAGAUGGAUAGCCCUGUUUUUUUUUUUUUUUUUUUUUUUUUUUUUUUUUUUUUUUUGUGUGUGUGUGUGAGUUUGCAUUUCAUGGACUAUAACCCCUAAAAAAGCAGAGAUUGAAGUUUCAGGGACCUCAGACAGCUCCUCCACUUAAUAGUUUAGCCCUGAAAGAGAUGAGCAUUUACGGAAAGAUUCAGAAAUGACAGCAGACAUCUUUGAGAUUCAGGGAAGAUAGGAAGUGCUGUUUUUUAAUACAUUUCAGGGACUACAACCCCACAAAAAGCAGAGAUGGAAAUUUUAGCCCUGAGAAAGAUGAACAUUUAGGGAAAGACGCAGAAACGAUGAGACAUUUUAAGAGAUUCAGGGAAGAUGGCAAGCCCUGUUUUUUAAUGCAUUUCAGGGACUAGAAAUCCCACAAAAAAAGACUGAGGGAAAUUGAAAGCAGAAAAUUCAGCCCCUUUAUUUGUGUUUCAAGUGUUUCAGGGAGGAAAAUUCAUACAAACAUGAUUUUUUUUAAGUUUACCUAUGUACUAAUUUCUUUUUCGAAUGCAAAGUUACCUGACAGUCAAGAGUUCAGGCGGCCCUGGUACAUCUUGACCUGACCAUGUGUGUGUGUGUGUGUGUGUGUGUGAGCAUGUGUGGUGUGUGAGUAAGAGAGUGAGAGUGGUUGUAAUUAAGGAUAAAAACUGUGAUGUGUACAUAAUAUUAUACCCGAGCCUGUCAGUAGUUUUGUGAAGCACCUCUUGUGUGUUUUCACCUCCAUGUUGUACAAAGAUUAAAUAUUUUUUCUUA